UUGAUAAAAAAAAAAAAAAAAAAAAAAAAAAUUAAAAUGCAUAAGUGGGUGGUUUUUGUUUUUUUAACGUGUCUGCAACUCUGGCCGAAUUCCGUGGAAGCCAGUGCUCUAAAAUUUUGCACAACUGCGAAAAAGGGGUCAAACAAAAGGGAUGCCCUCAAUCGAGCCUGCCACGAUCUCAAACUCAACUCCUCGGUCAUAAAUUGCGUAGUGACAGAAGAUCGCAUGUCUUGUCUUCGCAAAUUAAUAGCUAAUGAAGCCGAUUUCACGGUCCUCGAACCCGAGGAUCUGCUCGUGACUACCUUGAAUUACGUGGACAGCAACAUUUUGAUAACCCACGAGCUGAAACAGUAUCCCGACAAUUAUACUCAGUACGACGUGGAGAUGGUUGCCAUCGUGAGGAAUAAUUUCGACAACAGUUGGGUGACGACGAACAAGAAGCUGUGCUAUAUCGGCUUCGAGACGGGCCAAAUGAGGGUGAAUUAUCAUUAUCAUUACACAUCGUAUUUCGAGAAAUGGAUCAUAAACAGGGAGUGUGACACGAACAAGACUCUCUUGGAAAAUCGUAUCGCCGAUCUCUCGCAGCACUUUGAAUCGGCGUGCAUCGCCGGUCCUUGGACCCUCGAUUCAACUUUCGAUGGAGAACUGAAAUCCAAGUACCGCAACCUGUGCGCGCUCUGCGGCAACCCAAACGGCUGCUACGAGGGUGACAGAUUCUACGGGAUGCAGGGCGCGAUCCAGUGCCUAUUGGAGGUCGUCGGCGACAUUGCCUGGCUAAGCAGAAGCGACGCGAGCCGGUAUUUUUCGGAAUUGGCCAGCUACGGUUACAGUCUUCUCUGCCCGGAUGGUAUGUUCAUGCCCCUGUCCGUCAACAAAACCUGCACCUGGAUCGCCGAGCCUCGUUCCGUAAUCGCCGUGAGAAGCGAUGCUGUCGAGCGCGUAAUCAACAAAAUCGCGGACAUGAACGACGCGGGCAAAAAGUUUUACCCGGUCAUCCACGCGUCGUACAAGUUCUCGCACUUGGUGAAUCUCACGACGCCCGUAGACGCCGAGGGAUACAUGAAACGAUUCGCAGGAUUUCUAAGCUCCAAGGUGCACUCGAAUUGCCGCGAGGCCCGGACGAUUCGCUGGUGCGUGGCGAGCAACGCCGAGGCCAGCAAGUGCGGCUGGAUGCAAGCUGCCGCGGUCGGCGUCGACAUCGAGCCCAGGAUAUCGUGCAUCCAGCAACUCGAUCGACAGGCCGCCCUGAGAGCCGUGCGCGACGACAGGUGCGAUAUUUUCGUCGCCAAACCGGAGGAGGAGUUGCAUGCUAGAAGCAUGAACCUGACACCGAUCGCGCAUCUCAUAUCGAACAAGGACCUCGACGCCAACCGGUUUGCCGCAAUCGUGCGAAAAGACGCCAAGUUCAUGAGCUUUGCCGAGCUCAAGGGCGCCAAGGCCUGCUUCACUGGUUACAAGAGCGUAGGCUGGAACGCUUUUUUCUCCAUCUUGAGGAAUGGGAGCUCGGACGUGGAUUGUUCGGACACCAGGGCGAUGGCGCGGUUCUUUGGUGACAGUUGCGUUCAAAGGAUUAACGAGAGUGACGCCUCCGUGCCCGAGAGCCUUUACAGACUGUGCAACCAAACCAAGUUCGACAGAAAACUCGGGCCCGAGGAGAACGCGUUCAAGUGCUUGAUGAGCGGAGGUGACGUGGCUUUCGUCAACAUCAGCGCCGUUAAGAAGUAUUUUUCGACUUUCGGGAUGUUUGGGAUGAAUUACAAGCUGCUCUGUGAGAACGAGACGCUCGAGAACCCGGAGCCAUGCUUUUUGGCUGAAACAACUAUGGGAUCGGUGUUGGCGAAUAAAAACGCAUCGAAUGUGAAGAAGGAGGAUAUAUUCCUGAUGCUGUUGGCUCUCGACCGAUUCUUCGGAAAGACCCACGAUCGCGAGACUCCGAUGUUCUCGCUGUACGGCCCGUUCGAGGGCGAAUCGGACGUUAUUUUUCCGGAUAGGACGAUGCAUUUACAAAAGUACGCCCGUGAUUUGAGACAUGGCCGUACUUAUGAGGACGUUCUGGUCAGUCUUCAGGAGAAGAUCGAGUGCAAGUCGUCGAGCGUGGCUUUGAGCUUCAGUUUGCUUCUUGUUUCGGCUUUGGCAAUUUUUAGCCAGUUGUUGGUUUCAUUGUAGAACUAUUACU
Molecule: messenger RNA, 2176 nt
Organism: Copidosoma floridanum
Lineage: Eukaryota; Metazoa; Arthropoda; Insecta; Hymenoptera; Encyrtidae
Gene: Tsf3
Product: Transferrin 3
Biological process (GO): protein targeting to ER
Cellular component (GO): signal recognition particle receptor complex
Source: RefSeq, a predicted model, not a curated record